UGCGGUUAAUGAAUGGAAGUAAUGAAUGGGAAGGACGAGUUGAGGUGUAUCACGCGGGACACUGGGGAGCCGUAUGGGAACCCGCAAAUAAUUUACCAUGGAAAACAGAAAACGUACAGGUGGUCUGUGGACAGUUAGGAUACAGUGGUGGUCGGGCCGUGUAUGGGUCUUUCUUUGGCAACGGCGAGGCCGACGCUCCUGUGUGGCUGAGUGAUGUAGACUGUAAUGGGGACGAAGAACGAUUAUCAGACUGUCCCAACGGAGGGUGGGGCGUACAGUUAUUGUUCACGUAUUCUGUCACGAACCAAAGGGGCAUUGGUGUGGCGUGUAAACCAACUUCUAAUACAACAGAGGAACCAUACGGAGAUAUACGCUUGGUUGGUGGAACGGAUGCCUACUCAGGACGAGUGGAAAUCUAUGGACCAUCCGGUUAUGGAACCGUCUGUGAUUACAACACCAAUUCCAACAUUGGUAGAGUUAUUUGUCGACAACAUGGGUACAGUUACUCAACAUACCACCGUUAUUCAUACUUUGGUGGAAGCACACAUACAGUAUGGAUGAUGUAUGUUUCAUGUUAUGGUAACGAAGAAAGACUGGAAUACUGCUCGUUCAGGGGAUGGAAAUAUGAGCCAAGAUGUUCAAACUCACGCGAAUUUGGCGUCACUUGUAGUCCUCCGUGAAUCGCAUCCGGUAGUCUGUUUUAAAAAAAACAUUGUUUUUGCAUGAUUUCCUAUUCAGUUAUAUAAGUUAUUUUGUAUGACUUUAUGUGUAUUUGGUUUCGUAAGGUGGCUGAGUGGGUGUGUCAACUUGACCUUACAUUUUGAUUAUGUUUACUAAAUCAAACUUGUAUUUCACCCCAAUGCCAAGUUCAUGAUACAGCUGUAGGAAAGAUGUAACAAAAUUUGUUGAUGAUCAAUCAAAUCGUUUAAACAACACCAGUUCAUAGACACUAUAUAGACUCUUUAUAUUGCUUCUGCUGACAUUAGAGUCGUAAGCAACAUUUAGCCUAUCAUGGGACUGCACGAUCUACUGAUUGAUAGGAAAUCGAGAUUUUUUUUUCUUUAUUGGAAUUGAGCUGUCAGUUAUUGUAUUUUUGAAAAGUUUGCUGGAAAUAAAAUGCAUCCGUUAUUAAGAGGCCAGAUCCAAAGAUCAUAUGUUUGUUUAGUUUUUACGGCCAAUCGACAGCUAUGGUAAUUUAGGGUCAAACAAAAUACUAUUGAAUUAUUUCAUUUGAGUUUAAAAACAGAUAAAAAUCAAAGUCUAUUGAACAGACCGAUUUCUUUCAAAUAGGUAAAUAGUGCUUUCGAAUCCAUAGAAUUGAAAAUAGUUUCCUAAUGCGGGACUCGAAAGUGUUUAUCACGAAAGUGCUUGGAAUCGGAACAUUCUAUUAGAAGUGUUCAAAGUGCUGACAGAGAGAUGAUGCUGGUUUGUUUGUCACAAUUAGCACAGGUAAUGCUACAGAUCAAGAUUAAACCCCAUCCGUAUCGCAACUAAAUUAAUCUAGACAAACCUCUUGAUAUACUUUGGAUCCAGAGACACGAGCGGGUUGAAAAACUCUGGUGAUAGCAGAACUAUACAUAGUAGUGACAAUAGCUAUGUUGUUGGUGGUAACCAGUUUUGUUUUGUAUUCCAUUAUGUGUAAUGGAACGUGUUGAAAAAAAGGUGUUUUCAAACUAGUGUUUGAAUUGGCCAUGUGAAAUUUACUGAGCCUAAAAUAAUUGCCCUAGAACCCUUCAGAGUGUUACCUGAACCAUAUGGUGAUGCCGUUCGCUGAUACGGGCAGUGAGGAUUACGCUCUGGGAAAUUAAAUAGUUACCCCAUCACAAUGGCAAGGACUGAUAGGGUCCUGUUGGAGAGCAUUUGGAUAGUGUCAAUGCUUUCCGUGAUUACACCCCUUGUGGAUUAGUGAUGGAACAUUAUGUUAACGAACUUUGCUUAACACUACUAGUGACUGGAUAACAAGUAUUCUUUGUGUCAGGCUCUGUAUUAUCGUGAAUAAAACUCUGUGGAAUUGUUAUUUGGGGUGACUUUGAUAUUGCAAGGGUGUUGUACAUGAAACAAGCUAGCAUAGACUGACGUCAUCUUAACUAUCGCAAAACUGAUAACAAUCAAAGUCGUAAUCGUAUUGUUGGACUCAUCGCUGUCAUGAACUGUUGGAUUAAUCACUGUCAUGAACUGUUGGAUUAAUCACUGUCAUGAACUGUUGGAUUAAUCGCUGUCGUGAACUGUUGGAUUAAUCACUGUCGUGAACUGUUGGAUUAAUCACUGUCGUGAACUGUUGGAUUAAUCACUAUCGUGAACUGUUGGAUUAAUCACUGUCGUGAAAAGUUGAAUUAAUCGCUGUCGUGAACAGUUGGAUUAAUCACUGUCGUGAACUGUUGGAUUAAUCUAUGUCGUCGUGAACAGUUGGAUUAAUCGCUGUUGUGAACUGUUGGAUUAAUCGCUGUCGUGAACUGUUGGAUUAAUCGCUGUCGUGAACUGUUGGAUUAAUCACUGUCGUGAACUGUUGGAUUAAGCUAUGCCGUGAACAGUUGGAUUGACUGAAGCAAAUUGACAACUGCGUUGAGUUCCCGGAGAAAAGGCACCGGCCUACGGUCAGUACUAGGCAACUGCCCCACGUGGGCUUCGAACUCUUAACCAGAGGUAGAGGUCUAGUGAUAACAUUUCGGUCGGGACACCUACAUGUAAACCAUCCGGCCACCGCGGCCCCAUACAACACUCAUCCAUGGACAAGAUUGAGUGCAAGGUUUAAUAGUAGAGAGUAAGAGGCGACAUAAUGACAUAAAGAUAAGUAGGAAACUGUCAACGAUUUGUGUUGUAUUACAAUGAGUGUACGAAAGACAUUCGAGAAAAGGUGAUGUGACCACAAUGCAUGUUUACCGUUGUCUUGUGUGCCUUAGGCAUAUCUCUAAUAUUUAUAUCUUUUAUAAAAAAUG
Pecten maximus is the source of this 2936-nucleotide messenger RNA. RefSeq names its product neurotrypsin-like. NCBI's taxonomy places the organism in Eukaryota, Metazoa, Mollusca, Bivalvia, Pectinida, Pectinidae. The transcript is spliced from 4 exons. Bases 9 to 680 code for a protein of 223 amino acids. Gene Ontology annotation, cellular component: membrane. The record is from RefSeq and is a predicted model, not a curated record.